CCCAUCCAUUCCCCUAUUCCAGUUCCCAAGCCACCAACUGCUGCCACUCCUUCUCCUUCCCCAUCACCCUUCGUCAAGUCAAUCAAAGAUUGCGCCCCACUGUGCACGGGGAGGUGCAAGCUGCACUCGAGGCCGAAUCGGUGCAACAGGGCCUGCGUGAGUUGCUGCUCCAAGUGCAAAUGCGUUCCCCCUGGUACCUAUGGCAACCGUGAGCAGUGCGGGACUUGCUACACUGGCUUGACCACUAAAUUCAACCAGCCCAAGUGCCCUUAGAGAAGAAAACUCUGCGUGUUUCCCCUGUUUCUUUCUACGUAUUGUUAUGGGUUUAGAAGCUAUGAAAUGUUGUAUCGUCGGAAAGAGUCUUGAGAGAGAGAGAGAGAGACCAGCGGGUUCGGAAAAUAAAAUGGGGUUGCUAGAUAAGUGUAAUGUUUGCGGGAGUUUCAAAUUCGUUUCUACUAUGUGGUUAUAUAUAUGAU
Molecule: messenger RNA, 476 nt
Organism: Linum tenue
Lineage: Eukaryota; Viridiplantae; Streptophyta; Magnoliopsida; Malpighiales; Linaceae
Source: the annotation of a GenBank genome assembly